This is a messenger RNA of Asterias rubens (European starfish), 315 nucleotides long. RefSeq names its product perlucin-like protein. The transcript has a single exon. The record is from RefSeq and is a predicted model, not a curated record. Bases 1 to 315 code for a protein of 104 amino acids. NCBI's taxonomy places the organism in Eukaryota, Metazoa, Echinodermata, Asteroidea, Forcipulatida, Asteriidae.
AUGCAACGCAUUGGUAUCGUCCUCUCCUCGUGUCCAACUGGCUGGGUAAAAUGGCGUGAGUCUUGCUACAUCUUACUCCCUGAUAAGAUGAACUGGAUGCAAGCCGAUGCGAUAUGCAAGCGACCAGGGAGCAACCUCGUAGUGCCUGAUUCAAGAGAAGAAAACCACUUCAUCUACGAAUGGGCAGUGAAAGAGAGCGUUGGUAUGUGGAUCGGCUGCACAGAUGUUGUUCAAGAAGGAGUUUGGUUGUGUGGAGGUCAGCCUGCAAGGAUAUUGAGGGUUGUGUCUACUUUGAACUAUAACGGUGUCCGUUAG